CUUGUACAUGUGUAUACUCUUAUGCAUGCGCGUCAUUGACAGAAAUUCUUUCUAUGAUAUGUAAGCAUUUGGAAGUGAAGUUUUUAAAAGAAUAAAACAGAAAAGUAUACGUUUAAAUUUAUCUUGUGUAAUUAUUAAAAUAAUAAUGACAAGUGCAAAAGAAGAAGAGUCCCUUGAAAAUGUAUCUAAUACAAGUCUUGUCGAUUAUUCGGCUAUGUUAGAUUCUGGUCAAUUUGACAAUAAAGAAUUAGGUACAAUGAAAGGUGAUAGUAUAGGAGAUACUGUUUAUAGUGCAAAAUGGAUACUUAAUACACUUAUAUCUUUAUCAAAAGUUCAAGAUGUUGGUUGGACAGAGGAAUUAGAAAAUGAUUUGUGUAUAUUAUGGGAUAUGACUGCAGAAAAAGACAUAGCCAUGUAUUUAUAUGAAAAUGACUAUUUAAAUAUAGUUCAAAUUUCUUUAGAAACUUCUACUGUACCUAGAUUAACAGAGAUAUUACUUGGUAUUAUUGGAAACAUAUGUUGUCAAACGUGUAUAUUGGAAUCAAUAGGAAAUAAUAAGCCACUUGUGAAAAUAAUUUGGAGUAAUCUUUUGUCAGAUGAUACAGAAUCUUUACAUCAGAUUUUUCGAUUAUUACAAGCAGUCAUUUGGGAUAUUAGAAGAAAUCCUAAUUCUCAAUGGGUUGAUAAUAUUAAAGAGUGUGAAUUUUUUAACGACGUUGUAAUUUUUGUAUUAAAUAGUUCUACCAAUAAUGAUUUGCUCAUUACAACUUUAGAUUUACUUCUUUCAAUUUCAAAACUAACCAAUACCAAUUUUAUAUUAGAAAUACUUAACAUGGAAAAAUUGAUUCCUGCACUUUUAGAGUGUUUCAUUCAACUUGUUCCACAACAAAAAUCACAUUUCACAGAUUCAGAAAUAAGAAUGAUUGAAAAAUGGCUUACCAUAAUGUCAACUAUUAUGAAAUUCAAACAGACAAUAGAAAACAGUGACAAUAAUGAAAACAUUAUGAUAUUAAUGGAUAUUAUACUCAGGAUAUUACAACCAUAUAAACAUAAGAGCAAUUUGAUUCCACUUGAUGAAAAUUCUGCAUUGUGCAUUCAGGAAUGUAUUGAAAUAAUAUUAUAUAUACAAAAAACUGAAAUAUGCAUUAUACCAGAGAUCAACAGUAUUAUAAUAAACAUCAUCUGCAAGCUUAAAUCAACUGAUCAUGACGAUUUUACGAGUCAUCUAGAUGAUAUAGUUAUCGAACUUAUUGACUAUUUAGAAAGAUAUUGGGUUGAAAUGUUAGGAUUAUAUACCAUUGACCAGAUAAAAGAUAUUUUAUGUAUUUGCGAUAAAAACAUUGUAAAUAAUUUCAUCGAAUUUAUUAAACAACGACCUAAUAUUUCGCAGCUUAAAUUAGAUAAAUUAUCAGAAGCGUAUUCUUGUCUUUCUUAAAAAA
Polistes dominula (European paper wasp) is the source of this 1439-nucleotide messenger RNA. RefSeq lists its product as uncharacterized. The record is from RefSeq and is a predicted model, not a curated record. Gene Ontology annotation, cellular component: nucleoplasm. NCBI's taxonomy places the organism in Eukaryota, Metazoa, Arthropoda, Insecta, Hymenoptera, Vespidae.